AGAAUAAGAAGAAUGGCCUUCUGCUUCACACAAUCCAACAUCUCAAUGCAGGUGAUAUGAAGUAUUGAAGACAGAAACAAUAACCUCAGCUGUUAACCAGGUGGAUGACCCAUCGCAGCGCUGAUCAGCCUAUAGAAUCCAAUCAGAAAUUAUCUGAAACCUUUGCAGCCAUGUCGACAGCAAUGGAGGGAGUAGGGUUCAUCAUGAGCAUCAUUGGGUUUCUGCUCACCGGGGCAUCGCUGGCUAACGACUACUGGAAGAUCUCCACGGUGUCGGGCAGCGUCAUCAUCUCUCAGAGGCAGUUUGAGAAUUUAUGGCACGCCUGUGCCGAGAACAGUGGCGGCAUCGCCGAGUGUCGGGAUUUUGAAUCUAUGCUGGCCCUGCCUGGUCAUAUUCAAGCAUGUCGUGCUUUGAUGAUCAUCUCUUUGCUGCUCGGCCUCUGCUGCAUGAUCGUCUCUCUGCUCGGACUCAAGUGCAUCAAGAUUGGGUCGGCCACAGAUGAGUCCAAGGGCAAGAUGGCCGCUGCUGGAGGCAUCCUGGGCAUCCUGGGAGGUCUAUGCUGCAUCAUAGCCUGCUCCUGGUACGGAGUCCAGGUGGUUCAGGACUUCAACAACCCUUUAUAUGGAGGAGUAAGGUUUGAGUUGGGUUCAGGCCUCUACAUCGGGUGGGGGGGAGGCUCCCUAUGCAUCCUGGGUGGAGGUCUCCUCUGCAGCGCCUGUAAGAGAGCAUCACCUGCUGGCAAGAAAGGAGGUUACCCAGGAAAGGUCUACACUGCUACGGCACGGUCCGAACAAGAGUCUGGCAGAGCUUAUGUCUAAUCCCACCUGAAAACUUUUCUAUAAGGACUCUGUUGGCUCGUCUGUUUCUAAAGGUUUAGAUUUUAGGCUGUACAAAGAAAGUAAAGAAAAAAAAACAUGAUGCUUUUUUUUCCAUAAACAGUUUUUAGGGGACAAAAUAAAUGUACUUGGAUUAUAGAGACACACAGUCUCAGAUGUUUAGAACCAACCGUUCACUCUCAUUAUACCGUAGCUGUCUUCGAUCUUUUGUCUGAAUUACUAAUCUUUACUGUUUUACAUAUUUUUGCUUAAGAAAAUAUUUUUGAUUACUGAUUAUUUCAAUGA
Molecule: messenger RNA, 1121 nt
Organism: Cyprinodon variegatus (sheepshead minnow)
Lineage: Eukaryota; Metazoa; Chordata; Actinopteri; Cyprinodontiformes; Cyprinodontidae
Gene: cldn15la
Product: claudin-15-like
Exons: 6
Coding region: 105-818 (237 amino acids)
Biological process (GO): cell adhesion; bicellular tight junction assembly
Cellular component (GO): bicellular tight junction; plasma membrane
Molecular function (GO): structural molecule activity
Source: RefSeq, a predicted model, not a curated record